GGGAGAAAAGUGGUUAUCUGAGCCGGCCGAGGAACGAGGCCGGCACAGAUUUUAGUCUACGUGCAAAAUAAGCAAGGUGGUGCAGCGCUUCUUGCUCCUGCCCACCUCGCAGUAUUAUCCUAUUCCGAGUGUCAGCUACUCAUGUCUACGUCUUUUUGCAUCCUUUUAAUUGGUAAUGCUCAUGGAGGACCCUAACAAAGCCAUAAGACCAGACUUCAUGUCCCCAGAGCACCAAGAUGAGCAUCAGCCGCUCAUUGCCAAGGGUCUCUCAGAAGAACAAGCUGCUCGUUCACUAGCAGCCCUAUGGAAUGUGAACAACAACGCUGACAAAGAGCGUUGGGCCCUCAGACAACAAUGUCUACAGGACAUUAGACAACGAGAAGAGGAGGACGAAGAACAACGCCAGCAAUUACUCAAAGAUGAGCAGGAAGUUGUCCGUCGGGAAGAGAGGAAAAAGAACAAGAAUAAAUAUGCACCACUAGUGCGAGGGAAAGUACCAUCUGACCCAACCAUCAUUCCUAUGCAAUAUGCAUUAAGGAAACUAAAGGUGGAAAAUUACUGUGAGCUGCAUUACUUUACCAACAAGGGCCUUGAGGAUGCUAAAACAUCCAACCUCGUGGCAGAACCAGAUGCAAUGGUAAUGCUACCAUCCACUGACGGGUUACACUCCUGGGUUCCCGCAGCCACAGUGAAAGAUCUGAAAGCUGCUCCCAUUGUUAAAGAUGAAAACCUUUCUUGGGAAGACUUCAACGAAGCAGCCCCCCGCAUGAUCUCGUCGAUGAAAAAAGCUCUGCUCCUCUACCAGUCGCAGCAGCAUCAUCACUGGCACAUGACUGUCGGUACCGCACAGAGCUGGAGCCUUGAAGAACUUAAUCAAGACCUUAUCGCCAAAGCUCGAGAGGAGUUGUUCAACGAGAAAUGA
This is a messenger RNA of Suillus paluster, 922 nucleotides long. RefSeq lists its product as uncharacterized. The coding region runs from base 176 to 922 and encodes 248 amino acids. Lineage: Eukaryota; Fungi; Basidiomycota; Agaricomycetes; Boletales; Suillaceae. The transcript has 2 exons. The record is from RefSeq and is a predicted model, not a curated record.